AUGGCUGCCGGCGCGACAAGAUCGGUGCCGGCGCCCAGCUCGGCCCCCGCCGCCCCCGCCGCCGCCGCACUGCCGCCGCCCUCCGCCCUGCGCGAGCUGUACGCCGCCGCCGCCGCCGGCCACCCGCUCGCCGCCCAGCUCGCCUCGCAGCAGAGGCUGCUGGAGCUGUCGCGCUUCGGCCUGCGCCACUACGACCUGGCGCAGCACGUGCUGUCGCAGCAGGGCGCCGUCACCAAGCUGCUCGGCACCCUGAGACCUCCAGGCCUGAUCGGCGGCAGCAAGCCCAAGGUCGCGACGCCCGCAGUCGUCUCCAAGAUCGAGCAGUACAAGCGCGAGAACCCGACCAUCUUCGCCUGGGAGAUCCGGGAGCGGCUCAUCUCCGAAGGCGUGUGCAGCAACGCCACGGCCCCGUCGGUGAGCAGCAUCAACCGCAUCCUGAGGAACCGCGCGGCGGAGCGCGCCGCCGCAGAGUUCGCGCGCGCCGCCGGCUACGGCCUGUACCACGCGGCGCACCCGUACGCCGGCUCCUUCCCCUGGCACCCGGCGCAGCUGUGGCCGCCGUCCUCGCUGGGGCUGGGCGGCGGCGGCGGCGGCGGUGCGCCGUCCCCCGCGGGGCUGUCCCCCGGGUCGUCGGCCUCGCCCGUCGUCGGCGGCGGCGGGGGCGGUCCGCACCACCUGCACCUGCGCCAGGACCUGGGCCCACACGGCGACCUCGCGGACGAGACGAGCAGCCUGGACGGCUCGGACCAGCCCAAGUUCCGCAGGAACCGCACCACCUUCAGCCCCGACCAGCUGGAGGAGUUGGAGAAGGAGUUCGAGAAGAGCCACUACCCGUGCGUCAGCACGAGGGAGCGUCUGGCGGCCAAGACGAGCCUGUCGGAGGCGCGAGUGCAGGUUUGGUUUUCCAACAGACGGGCGAAGUGGAGGCGCCACCAGCGCAUGAACCUCCUAAAACGCUCCUCGCCCCAACACCCCCAGCAGUUCGCGCCCAACGCGGCGGCACCCCCUACCACCUGUGGGUCGCCGGCGCCCGCUUCCACCCCUGGCUCGCCCCAACGCUACACCUCCCCCUCCACCAUCACCACCAACACCACCACCACCGCCUCCAGGCCCCUGAUGGGCGGAGCAAAUAGCGCGUUCAAGGCGCUGCUGCGGCGGCAGCCUUCGCCGUCUCCGUCGCCGGCUUGCUCCUCCGGCUCCGAGGAGAUCAACGUGAACGACCACUCGGACGACGAGGAGGACCGCGCGAGGCUGCUGCGCCCUGGCGGCCGCGACGACCCCUGGGAGUGCAACCAGCCGCUGCAGCUCACCAAGUACGAGCGGGAGAGACUCUAGCGCCCUGAAGCCCGGCCCUGCUGACGAGACGCGAGGGAUACUAACUCUGCUGACACGAGGCCGGUGAUUCCAGUUACAGUGCCGCACCACUGCGAAGGAACGGUCUCACGGGCACGAGAACAAAUAGAAAAGCUGGGGAGAAAAGAUUUUGCUGCACCCGUCCGCCAUCUCAACUUUGAACAGACUUCUCGCUGUCCUGACAAUUCAAGUAGAAGAAAAAAAGCACAAUUGUUGAAGUUUGACUUAAAAGUGGCAAUCUCCCGUUCGAAGAAUUAUUUUUUCCCCCCUUCUUUUUUUGCUAGAGAAUUUGUGAGCCUUCGAAAAGAAACUGAGGACAACGAGCUCAAAUUUUGGACAAGAGCAUCGUUGCUACAACUGUCAGUCGUGUCAAUCCCUGAAAAUUUUCGCCUGCGCUGACGCAAAACUGGCAGUAAAAGAGGGGAGGUCAAAAUAAAAAAAAAUCGUGUCAUUUCGGAUUUGGAGUGGCUGAAACUGAAAGUGGAGAUCGUUUUUCGUAAAUGUCCAUUAUUUCUCAAUUUGCACUUCAGAAUACCUGCAGAGGAAAAUAUCAACGAAGAUUUAAGCCAUCCAGUGAAGUAGGGAGGAAUAAAUGCGUAUAAAACUACUUGCAAGCUACUCUAGUCGCCCGAUGUCAGCAAAUAAGUAGGAAGGAAGAAGACGUGUACAUUUAAUGGGCCAUGUUCUCUACAUAAGUCUCGCUGAUAUUAAAUGGGAUGUGACUCACAACGUUGGUGAGAUAAGAUGUUACAUAUAGCUUCAAUGAUUUUUUUUCUCUCUGCCUCAAUGGAUCGUUUUAGUGGUAAGUCGUACUCGGACAGGACACUAGCCUAAGGUUCAAGUGCUAAUGUUGUUGAGUGUGAUUUGCAGCUCUAUUUUAUAAUGACUAAAACAUUGACGACCACUUGGUUUUAAUGGCAUUUGGCACCCAGAGAGACUGUUUACAGCCCUCAAUUGACUAUUUUUUACUUGAACCUCAAAAUAUUCUAAAUGUCAGCCAAUUUAAAUAAACUUUUAGCACGCUGAAUUAAAGACAAAUUUGCAGAUACUUUGGAUAAAUUAUUUUAUAUGCCCAGUGAUUGAAAAAAAAAAAAAAACCAACGAUUCGUUUGUAAAUUAAAAAUAAUUUAUAAUUACAUGAAUACCGCAC
Molecule: messenger RNA, 2503 nt
Organism: Bacillus rossius redtenbacheri
Lineage: Eukaryota; Metazoa; Arthropoda; Insecta; Phasmatodea; Bacillidae
Product: paired box protein Pax-6-like
Exons: 6
Coding region: 1-1335 (444 amino acids)
Biological process (GO): anatomical structure development; regulation of transcription by RNA polymerase II
Molecular function (GO): DNA-binding transcription factor activity, RNA polymerase II-specific; RNA polymerase II cis-regulatory region sequence-specific DNA binding
Source: RefSeq, a predicted model, not a curated record